AUGUUGCAGGGUGCAAAGAAAAGGACCUUAAGUGCAUCAAGUGUAUCUGAUGACACUGAGAGUGACCCAACUCUUGUGGAGCUGUCAAAGCUGAAGUCUGCUGAGGAGGAAACACGCUACUGGAAAAGACGUUAUGACACUCUGGCUGACGAUUAUGGAAGACUGCAGCUGUGCAUGGAAACAAAACUAUCUGAAAUACACACUAUGGUGACCGAGCUGUCACAGAUGAGAAGCCAAGCUUCACAGUGUCCAACAUGCACCUCUGCUGUCCUUCGUCGACCGAGCAGCCCAGCACUCAGUUACAUGAGUAACACAUAUCUGGAUGAUAACCAGUCACCACACCCUCAGCCAAAUCAUGAGUUGCUGGAUCAAGGGACCACGGCUGCCAUAACUUCAAGUGACACACUUGAAAGUUCAUCCUCAGCAGGAACUAGUCAAGCUGCAACAGGAGCAGCUGAAAACUUGCUGAGAGACGUGGCUAGUACAUCAAAUGCCGGAGCACCUUGUGGCACAACACCCACAGCAAACAAGGGGGCCAAGGACAAAGUGUUCAAAAAUGGUAAACAAUUGCGGCAACGUAUGUUAUUUGUGUAA
Messenger RNA from Ornithodoros turicata, 594 nucleotides. RefSeq lists its product as uncharacterized. The coding region runs from base 1 to 594 and encodes 197 amino acids. NCBI's taxonomy places the organism in Eukaryota, Metazoa, Arthropoda, Arachnida, Ixodida, Argasidae. The record is from RefSeq and is a predicted model, not a curated record. The transcript is spliced from 5 exons.